This is a messenger RNA of Toxotes jaculatrix (banded archerfish), 6493 nucleotides long. RefSeq names its product exostosin-like glycosyltransferase 3 (gene extl3). The record is from RefSeq and is a predicted model, not a curated record. NCBI's taxonomy places the organism in Eukaryota, Metazoa, Chordata, Actinopteri, Toxotidae. The transcript is spliced from 6 exons. Gene Ontology annotation, cellular component: membrane. Bases 666 to 3416 code for a protein of 916 amino acids. Gene Ontology annotation, molecular function: glycosyltransferase activity.
ACAAUGCAGCUUUUAAUGGAGCUGUGAGCGGUGCGGGCAGAAAACGCAGCACCACCGCAGGCUUGUCCGGAGGUUGUAGCCGUACGAAUUCAGCUGUGCGAGGUCUCUACGGUUUGACAAACCGGGUUAAGCGCCUGCGACUCUGGUUUUUAGGACACACUCUGGAGUCUUCUGUUGGGGUAAAAAGAAGCAGGAGGUCGUUCCAUCUCUAGAGAAUUUUAUGAUACGGAGUCAGAAAAUGAGCACAUCCCAGACAGAAACAACCGGCCCACCCAGCUAUCUCACUCACCUGUGAGCAGACAUGCCCUCCCUGCAUCACCCAUCGAGGGGCACCCCUCCCCCACUGCGGGAUUGUUUUCUGACAUAGAUAGAAUAGAAGAAGUGCUAAGCCUUAUAAUAGAAAUGGCAUUAGUUUGUGUGGGCUGUAACACAUCAGAGUGUAUAUUAGAGUACAGGUGAGGCUAAAUCCCUAGCCAAUACCCACAGGACCCUUAAGAAGAGGUAAACAGCCUCAGAUGACCUUUACAGAAGGACAGAGUUACAUCCCAGCUUUGAUGAUUUAGUAUCCAUCCCACUGCCUUGCUGACAAGGUCGACCAUGGCUGCUGCUGAUCCCUAUAGCAACGGUUCCUUGGUGGGGCGAGGAGCAGACUGAGGGAGUCAACAAUGCAGCGUAACGGUGGUGGGGUGGGUGCGGGAGGCCAGCCGUGGGUGUUACGGCGUGUGCGUCUUACUUGGCUCAGUUUCAUGCUCUUCUUUAUCCUGGUCUUCUUCCCACUCAUCGCCCACUACUACCUCACCACCAUUGACGAAGCUGGAGGUCCCGAUAAGCGCAUCUUUGGGCCACGGCCCGGCGGUGAACUGUGCGAAGCCAAACACGUGCAGGAUCUUUGCCGCAUUCGCGAGUCAGUCAGCGAGGAGUUGCUGCAGCUGGAGGCCAAGAGGCAGGAGCUCAACGGGGAGAUCGCCCGACUCAACUUGCGCAUAGAGGCCUGCAAGCGCAGCAUUGACAGCGCCAAGCAGGAUCUGCUGCAGCUGAAGAAUGUUAUCAGCCAGACGGAGCAUUCCUAUAAAGAACUAAUGGCUCAGAACCAGCCAAAGUUGUCGCUGCCUGUAAGGUUGCUGCCAGACAAGGAAGACCCAGGACUGCCACCACCCAAGUCUGCUCGUUCCUGCCGCCUGCGGUCCUGCUUCGACUAUGGGCGCUGCCCUCUUACGUCUGGGUUCCCUGUGUACGUCUACGACACAGGCUCUUAUCCAUGGGGGGACUAUCUUGACCCACUGGUGAAGCAGGCUUUUGCAGCAUCAGUAAAGAGCAACAUUUAUGUGACUGAUAACCCCAGCAUCGCCUGUCUGUAUUUGGUGCUGGUGGGGGAGCUACAAGAGCCCUCCUCCUCCCCACUGCCAUCUCCGUCAGAGCUGGAGAAGCAACUGAAAGCUCUUCCUUACUGGAGGUCUGAUGGACACAACCAUGUACUGGUGCAUCUGUCUAGAAAGUCCAUGACCCAGAACUUCCUGUAUAAUGUGAGCACAGGACGAGCAGCAGUCGCUCAGUCCACCUUUUUGGAGCAGCAGUACCGUGAGGGCUUUGACCUGGUCGUGUCCCCACUGGUUCAUGCUCUCUCAGAACCAAACUUUUUGGAAGUGCCCCCUCAGGUUCCUGUAAAGAGGAAAUACCUCUUCACCUUCCAGGGGGAGAGGGUGGAGUCACUGAGGAGCAGCUUACAGGAGGCGCCCCCUCAGUCUUUCGAGGAGGAAAUGGAGGGAGACCCACCAGCCGACUACGACGAUCGCAUUAUUGGCACCUUAAAGGCAGUGCAGGACAGCCACUUGGAUCAGGUGCUGGUGGAGUUCACCUGCAAGAACCCACGGCCAAGUUUGCCAACUGAGUGGGCUCUUUGUGGUGAGAGGGAGGACAGACUGGAGGUGCUCAAGACUUCUACUUUUGCCCUGGUGAUCGCUCCAGGAGAUGGACAGCUGGUGGCCUCAGCAGGCUGUGGAAUGAGGCUCUUUGAGGCCCUAGAGGUAGGGGCCAUCCCUGUGGUGUUAGGGGACCACACCAGACUGCCGUACCACCAGUUUAUCCGCUGGAGUGAAGCUGUCAUUUUAGUCCCCAAGCCUCGUGUUACAGAGCUCCACUUCCUGCUGCGCAGCCUAUCAGACAACGAUAUGCUAGCUAUGAGGCGGCAGGGCCGCUUCCUGUGGGAGACCUACUUCUCUACCUCUGAGAAUGUUCUCAACACCAUCCUGGCCAGCAUCAGAACCAGUAUCCAGGUUCCCGCUGCACCCAUCAAAGAGGAGCCCGCCCACGAGAUUCCUCACAAAGCUGGGAAGUUGGCAGGAACGGAUGCCAACCUGGCUGACAAUGGUGAUCUGGAUUUGGGUCCUGUCGAGACAGAGCCCCCCUACGCUUCUCCACGCUUUCUCCGCAACUUCACAUACACAGCUGCAGAUACCUAUAGAGCAUGGAACCGGGCCCCAGGGCCUUUCCAUCUGUUUCCUCACACUCCUCUAGACCCUGUGUUGCCCUCUGAAGCCAAAUUCCUUGGCUCUGGUACUGGUUUCAGGCCUAUAGGUGGAGGUACGGGAGGCUCGGGGAAGGAGUUUCAGGCAGCCUUAGGAGGAAACGUGCCACGAGAGCAGUUCACCGUGGUCAUGCUGACAUAUGAGAGAGAGGAGGUGCUGAUGAACUCUCUGGAGAGGUUGAAUGGACUGCCAUACCUUAACAAGGUAGUGGUGGUGUGGAAUUCACCCAAGCCUCCUUCAGAUGACCUGUUGUGGCCCGACAUCGGCCUGCCCAUCGUGGUUGUGCGCACAGAGAAAAACAGCCUCAACAACCGCUUCCUUCCCUGGGAUGCCGUGGAAACCGAGGCCAUUCUGUCGAUUGAUGAUGAUGCUCAUCUCCGCCAUGAUGAGAUCAUGUUCGGGUUCAGAGUGUGGCGUGAGGCCAGAGAUCGCAUCGUGGGUUUCCCUGGGAGGUAUCACGCGUGGGACGUCAACCAUCAGUCGUGGCUCUACAACUCCAACUACUCCUGUGAGCUCUCCAUGGUCCUGACAGGAGCUGCUUUCUUCCAUAAGUACUACGCCUAUUUGUACUCCUACGUGAUGCCCCAGGCCAUCAGGGACAUGGUGGACGAGUACAUAAACUGCGAGGACAUCGCCAUGAACUUCCUGGUUUCUCACAUCACCCGCAAACCACCCAUCAAGGUAACGUCUCGCUGGACUUUCCGUUGUCCGGGCUGCCCUCAGGCCCUUUCACACGAUGACUCGCAUUUCCACGAGCGCCACAAGUGCAUCAACUUCUUUGUCAAAGUAUACGGCUACAUGCCACUGCUGUACACACAGUUUCGCGUGGACUCGGUGCUGUUUAAGACCCGUUUACCCCAUGAUAAGACCAAGUGCUUCAAGUUCAUCUAGCACUGGGCUCAGUGGCCCAGCAAAGAGCCAAAAGCAGAGUGGAUUGAUGGACUGGUAGUAUUUAAAGAGAGCAGCAGCUCCUACUGCGAGCAGUGAUGAAGAUGGAUGGAUGGACUGCCAGAGAAAUGCACAGAUGGAAAGUUUUGGGUUAGGAUUUUGCCCGGGGGGAUAGACAAGUUAACCUUAAAAGCUGUUGGCUGGUGGUCUAAUCCACAACUCUACUGAAAAUUUGAAGAGUGGAAGCUGAAAGGGACCACUGCCAACAAAAUAAGCCUUUUCAGUGGAUGUCACUCCUCCUGUUUCAUGUUCUUCAAUCAUGCUCAAUCAUUAACCACUACAGAUGUCAUUGGCACCUCCAGAUGGCCUGCUGAGGAAGGAGGGCGGUCGUACACAGUGUACAGAAACUCUCCCAGGAUAAACUCUGCCUGACAAUGGAGCGAUCGCCUCGCGAAUCACUGACGGACUGAUAUCAGGUUGCGUUCGGCACAGCAGCCUGUUGACGGUUUCAGCUCGGAGAGCAAACGUGACAAUGGCAAAUGGCUGCCACUCCUCAUUUCUGUUUGUUUUCCAUUUUACAGUUACAAACUGUACUUCUUGUACAUGUACAUGAGAGAAGCACUGAUGGUCAGAAGUAUUUUAUUGAACAAACUUUUUUUUUUUUUUUAAAUAAUGUCGUUUAAAUGUGUAAAUCUCUAUGUGGAACGAACAUUUUCCAGGACCUCUGCCGGUGGGAGAUCAGUCACGAGACAGGACCUCAGCUGAAGAGUAGAACAAGUCGGCUCGAUCGUGCUUAGUAGUGUCAUGUGCUCAAGAAGGAAUUCACUUCAGCAGUCACCAUAAUGCCUCAAAUUUUGUCAUGAAAACCAGCCACCAUUUUGUCAUUUUGUUAUGCUUACAGGCACCCUGCUCCUCUUUGAGUGUUAAAAAAAAUGGCCUGUUUUUUUAUGCUAUAGGGUGUUUACUAAUGUUUGUAAAAUUGGUCCAAGGUUGAAGUACUCAUGUUUAAAUGUAAUAAUAUCGACCAGUCAGUGGUUACGGUGUCCCUCACUGAAGUACAACAAAGUCAAGAACGACAGCUGCCAAAAUUAACAAAAAAAAAAAAAGUUUUGAUUUGUGAUUAAGGGUGUAAUCAUGCAGACAGUCUCCUGUGAAGUUAAGUGUAAUAUUAGGAUUAUGGUAAAAAUGUUAGGUUUAAGGGGGAAAAAUAUGUGUAUUUGUGUUCUGGCAGAGAGUUGGACGAAAAGACUGAAAGCUACCAUUCUUAUGUCUGUACAUUAAAUAUGAGGCUACAGUCAGCAGGAGGUUAGCUUAGCUUAGCUCAUCACAAAGACUGGAAACAGCUAGCCUGGCUCUGUCAAAUGGUAACAAAAUCCACCCAUCAGCACCCUUGAAGCUUACAAAUUAACCUGUUGUGUCUUGUUUGUUUGUUUAAUCCAUAAAACAAGUGUUUAAAAAAAAAAACAGCUGAUUAAACAAAUGAGCAUUUGAGCUUUAGAGUUGCUGGUAGGUGGAUUUUGUUAUGAACAUGACAGCGAUAUCAAGCUUCUCAUCUAACUCUCCUCCAGAAAGCAAAUAAAAAUGUUUCCCAGAUUUUUUUUGAACUAUUACUUUUAAUAUAAAUAGCCGGUACUGGCUUUGCCUCAGAAUGGUUAGAUAUGUCCCGCCAUGUUCAUGUCACACUUCUGCAUAGAUUUUUCCAAGCACAGAUAGAAACGUCACAGUGUCGCCAUAUUGGUUCCACUUUUUUUUUUUUUUUUUUUUUUGACCAUUGCUUGAUGAAUGUUUCCUUUGCCAAAUAGGUACGAUGUCUGCUGCUUUCCAGCACAGUUUGCAGGAUGCACAAAGCUUGGUAAAGGGAUGCAGUCUGGUACACCUAUAUCCACCCCGCAUUGGUACUCUACCAGGAGUAAAACCCAUUGGAGCCCAACCCAUCAUGUAUUAUAAAUCCAAAGUCCUUUAUUUGACCAUGUCAGAUUUGAAUUGUUGUAAUCCGAGCAAAAGAGCAAGCUAAAAAGAUCCUUUUUAAAAAGAUAUUUAGAUUAGUGUCUUCUCUCAUGUUCUCUCAAUUCCGUUCAAACUGUUCUACAAAAACACUCGAGUCCAUGGUUCCUGUAUAUUUAUUGAAUAUAUUAUGAAAAAAAGUUUUUUUUUUUAAACUGAUAAUGACACAUGCAAUAAAAUGACAAGACAUUGUAGUUUAUUAUUCCUAAUUACAAAGAGGCCCCGACCUGAUUGAGCUGUCAGCUUAUUUCAUUUCCAAGGAAAACUAGCUCGUGCCAUUGAGUGCGUGAGGGGAACUUCACUGACCUGAGAGCAGCACUUAGCCAGGCAAACGUGUGUUUUCCUGUGGACUGAUGACCUGUGUUUAGAGAGGUCGCCCUAUAACUAGAAAAUCAUAAAUUAAGCUUCUGAAAGGGCCAGCAGACAGUGGUUGAAGUGUCUUUGAAGCCAAAUUCCUACCUGCGCCUACUGGCUGCUGCUGCACUCUGACCCCUCCUGUGAAAUAUAAACAUAUUCUCAUGGGAACAUUCACCUAAGAGGGAUAAACGAAGAGCCAGUUUCCUUGUUGCUGUGGUGCAAAAUGGAAAUGCAGCUGAAACAAAUCCAAGUUUAUGCUGUUGCACCAGACUUGAAAAACCAGCCUGGCCUCUCAAACCCUCAUCACGUCUCAACACUUUUAUUGGAGCUCGGGGGGCCUCGUAAUUACCUGGCUGACUCUGAAGCUGUCCUCGGGGCACAGUUUAGGUCAGCUGGUAUUUUGGAAGUAAAACUCUUCCUCACUCCUCCAGUACAUGGUCACCCCACCCCCCGACAACCACCCCGACCCCCUCUAGGAUUCUGUGGCACAGCUGGUUUUCCAUGGCCCAGAGCAGGAAACAUUUCCCUGGAAGGCCGCAGUCACUCUGCUGGGUGUAAGGAGUUGUGAAACUAUGUGCUCCUGGGUGUGAUCCACGACUGUGGGUGAGGCUCCAGCCACCUGCAACGCUGCUUGAGCUGUACCAGACUGAUGACAGCGUCAAACAUACCAUUGAAGGCCAGAUGAAUGGAAAUAAAAACUCUCAACAUUGUUAAAAACA